Messenger RNA from Musa acuminata AAA Group (dessert banana), 3090 nucleotides. RefSeq lists its product as uncharacterized. Gene Ontology annotation, biological process: translation. Lineage: Eukaryota; Viridiplantae; Streptophyta; Magnoliopsida; Zingiberales; Musaceae. Gene Ontology annotation, molecular function: structural constituent of ribosome; mRNA binding. Bases 1935 to 2411 code for a protein of 158 amino acids. Gene Ontology annotation, cellular component: ribosome. The transcript has 2 exons. The record is from RefSeq and is a predicted model, not a curated record.
AAACGCAGGAGCCUUAUCCGCACCCACGCCGACAUCCACGUUGCAAAGACGGGAGGAUGAUGCUGCGCUCACCAGAUGCUAUAAAUGUCGAGCCCCAUCCGUCACCGGUGAACCACAACACACAAGGCUAGACUUGCAAGGUGGAAGUUUUGGGCAAUGGCGGACAUCGCGCUGCUGGUGGCGGAGGACUUCGAGAAGAGCAGCAAGGCGCGCUGGGAGAAGGCAGACCAUGGGGUGAGGCGAGAGGAGUGCUUCCACUUCCUGGCUUCUUUCACUGUUUCGGCUCUGGGGAGGAAGGCCAGGGAGGAGGUCUCUGCCUUGAAGGAGGUGGGGAGGGCUCUGGAACCAAGGAGCUCCUUUGGCUUGGCUGCCUUUGAUGGCGCCUUCUCUGCUUGACUUGGUGGCUUCCUUCCCCAGAUUGUUGUGGUUCCUGCUACAGAUGCUCUUUCUUUUGACUAGAAUCAUGUACAUAUAUAUGUACCUGUCCUUGGUUGUUGAUCUUGGUAUUGUUGGAAGAUCAAAUCUUGGAGGGGAAAUGUAACGAUCCUACUCUGUUGUCUUCUGGUGAAUCCGAUCUCUGCCAGGACAACCAAGCUGAGAAUCACUACGAACUUCCGUUCAACGUUACGACAUCCAAAUCGAGGAUCAAAGGACCACAAUUUAGUCUCUAGUAAUUGUAUUCUUUUCGCACAAGCUUGCUGAUCCUUUUGGUCAUAGGGAAAAGAAGACGAGAUUGGUCAUCCACAAAAAGCCACAAUCAGAUUGGCAGAAAUAUACCGAUUUGGUGGUUCAUAAGCUGCCAUUGCAGACGCGUGAGCAGGAAACUGAAGUCCUAUCACAAAGAUCCCUUGACUACCUGCUGGCGGGAUGCUGCUGUAUGGUAGCUUAUCAAAGUGAAAGCAGAGGAUGAAAUGAUCAACCGGGAUUUAGUCAGCUUCGGGCCUCACCUUAUCAUGCUGACAACCAAACGAAUACCUGAGCCAAGCAUCAAGUCCUCUUCGAUAUCACAUGCUGUUUCACGGAUUGGUUCAUCGGAAAACACAGGUAGUUCCUUGCAGCAGCAUUAAGCUGAAAUGAUACUGUUUUUGCCUUGUGCUGCAAGCUUAAAUGGCCACCUCUUCUUCGGGGAAUGGUGGGUAAUAGAUUCACGGCACGGAUUCAGUUUUCUCGAAGAAUUCUUCAACAGGAAUUGUAUGACACUUGGGCUGACCACAAAUACCCAAUUCAGUGAUCAAAAUCUGGCUUUUUGUUGCACACUCUCCCAAUGUAUCCACACUAGCUUUUGUCCCCAAAUCCAUUGCAUCUAACACUGAAAUAGCUGUUGUGGCAUCUUGAACUUUUAAUCUCUUGCAUUAUCUUCCAAUUCUCCUGUUGGAUCCUGCCUGCACUCGAUUGCCAUCAACAUGAAAGUAUGAAUCAGUGCUUGCAGAUGCAAUCUCAUGAAAGAACCGAUCUGUCGGCGGGAGAACAACUCGCCCGAGCAAUCAGCUAUCGAAGGCGAUGGAGAACUCAGUAGAGGGGCAGAUGGAAAACCCUAAUUCCAGAACAGAAUACGGGCAUUAAACCAGCACGAAACAGAACCCAGCAGGAAAGAGAUCUCGGGAGAAGAUUCCGAACCGAAAAGAACACCCAAGAUAAAAAGAGAGCCAAAAGAAGAAGGAAGGAGGAGGAAAGGACAGAUUGAUCGCUAAGAGAUCGCACGCCUCGGCAGAGGGACUCCGAGUAGCAGAGAGAUGAGGAGACUCGGAGGGGGAAGAAAGGAAGGUGUGGUGGUUUAACGGAUCCCAAAACAUGAUUCAUAUAGGACACUCAGAUCGGAUUCGGGUUUUAUGUGUUAUCGGAUCCAAAUAUGGCGCCCGUAGUUCGAGUCGUAGUUAUUCCUUAGAAGUUUCCCGUAGUUCCUAAUCCCAAAAAGGCCACCUUUGACGCCCCAAAUGCUGCUCCGCCGCCUCCUCUUCUCCGCCGCCCGCCACUUCUCUUCUUCCGCACCCUCCGGCGGAGUUGCGGCCGAGUCGCGGACCCAGAAGCUCGAGCGAAUCGCCGAUGAGCUUCUUUCUUUGACUAAGGAGGAGCGCAAUGACUACUCCAUCCUCUUCCGCCUCAAGCUCGGCCUCAAUCAAUUGGUUCAGGCCGGAGGCGGCUUGCCCUCGGCGGGGACGGGUCCGGGUGUCGAGGCCGCCACCGAGGAGAAGGAGAAGACUGCGUUCGACAUCAAGCUCGAGAAGUUUGACGCCGCGGCCAAGAUCAAGAUCAUCAAGGAGGUGAGGACGUUCACCGACCUGGGGCUGAAGGAGGCCAAGGAGUUGGUGGAGAAGGCCCCCGUGGUGCUCAAGAAGGGGGUGACCAAGGAGGAGGCGGAGGCGAUCGCUGCCAAACUCAAGGAAGUCGGCGCCACAGUUGCGUUGGAGUGAAAGACGAAGGUUAGGAUAUCCAAGAGCCUACAGGUUUUCGAUUAUGAGGAACUAAAUGAAACUUGGACUGUGCCUCAACUGAUAAAAAAUAACCAUGGAGAGAAUAUUUUCACUUGCAGGUCUUAAUUUGGAGCGCACUCUGAGGAUAUUGAUGGCAAGAUAAUGUAGUAGGAAUGUUGUUAACUACUAUUUGUUCAUUGAUUUUGGUAACAUGAUGAAGGCAUCAUAAACCAGGUUGAUGAAAUGUAAAACUGCUUACGGAUUUUGUUUAUGUAUAAGAUGAUAAUAAUAUGCUGCCAAAAUUAUUUAUGAGUAAAAACAGUACUUGUUAGAAAUCCCGUGUCAUUUAUUUUGCUGUAAAUAGAACCUCUAUGUGUUAUAGCUGACUGUAGUACUAAUUUGUAGGUUUAGAUGUAUGGAAUCCACUAUCUCAUAGCGUAAGUCUGGCAAGAGAUUCAUAUUUUGCUUUAUGAAUAUAAGUAGAUGAGUACCUUAAUAGUAACGAGUUUGUAUUCAGAAAACACAACAAGCAAUUCCUGUAUGUUAGCCACACCUAGAUGUCCAAGUCCAUUGUUCAUAAUAUCCACAUUUACAAGUUCCAUAUACAGUGAUGAAUGUCCUUAAGAGGUGGUUGGUUUUGUGUGUGUGUGUGUGUGUGUGUGUGUGUGUGUGGAAAGGA